This is a messenger RNA of Westerdykella ornata, 9686 nucleotides long. RefSeq lists its product as uncharacterized. The coding region runs from base 149 to 9574 and encodes 3141 amino acids. The transcript is spliced from 4 exons. NCBI's taxonomy places the organism in Eukaryota, Fungi, Ascomycota, Dothideomycetes, Pleosporales, Sporormiaceae. The record is from RefSeq and is a predicted model, not a curated record.
UUGCUCGCUCAAAUUUUUCAGGCUUGGGGGGAGGAAAGUUUUCUUCCUACCUUUUGUCUUUCUGCUCUUUCCCACUUGCCUUCCUUCUUCUCCACCUUCUUGAAACCUACUACAUCCGCUCUUUUCUCAACUUUCAGGCUUUCCCACUAUGGCGGGACGCGAUGGGAACACGCUGUCGUCUAAGGCAGUGUCAUAUUUGAUUCAUCACAUCGUGCUUCCACCGGGACUGCCCCAGGCGGACGACUCUGAUCCGGACCUCGAGCGAUGCCUUCUUCGGACAACGAUAAGUGCCCUGCAAGAAUUUGGAAAUCUUUGCCCGUCAGAAAGCCUCGCACAAGUCGAAUAUGUUGUCUCCACUAUCAAUAACCUGCUCGCGACCAAAGGUCCGCAUGGGUUCAUCAACGAGGAGCAACUCACCACGUCUAUGCAACGCCUGGCGGACGGUGAUGGCCUUGGAGCUGUUCCUCUGGAGAUCAAAGCCCAGAAUGCCGCUCUACUACUUUCCAGAAGCAAUGGCGGCAUAACAUUUGAAGCCUUCGAAUUGUCCCCUUCCAAUGAAUCCGUUAUGGCUACCAGAGGGCGUCUCGUACGAUCGUUUCCCGCCGUUGCAGUCGAGGUGGACGUUUCACAGUUCGCAGACAAGGAAUUCCAAAGGGCCAUCGCGCAUGCAAUCUCCAAGAUGAGCUUUCAGCACGCAGAAGGCUUUCAGCCAGAGGUGACAAAGGCAGGAAGCCGUCACGAGGAGGAACGUGACACGACACAUCCUGGCCUUGUGACAAUUCAUCUCAUAAACAUCAUCAGAGCCGUUGGCAUCGCGAUAGACCCAUCAAGGAUUUGGAAGAACACCCGUGACGAGAUCAUGUGGUGUGAUAGCAAGCUCCCCUGGCGCCGUGCUCCAUUGUGGCUGUUGAUCAGGGUUGUAAUGCACCUCUGUUUCGUGCGAAAUCCCGUCGCGGGCGAGCGUGGGAGCGACAUAUACAAGAAAUUCAUGGUAUUCUUCCUGUCAAAGAUUCUGGACCACGCUCGCGGACACAUCAAAUCACUGGGAGGUAAUAUCGUAUUCACGAUCUCCGCCAAGAUCUCUCAGCGUCUUCUCAAACUGACGCAGUCUCUCGGACAAAUGUCCGAAACUCCGAAAUGGUUGGGAAGGGUUCAUGAAUCGAUGCGCUUGGCCCACAAUGGUCAAGAACGAGCGUGGGAAGACAUCAGACGUGGGAUUCAGUGUUCCCAACACUGGAAAGGGGCGACUCUGAGUUCACUACAACCGACCGCUGACGUGGAUGUGGGGAUACCUGGAUUGGAUCAUCAUAUCGCGGUCUUAAAACGAAGAGGAAGAGCAACAGAGCGUAAGGUCUUCCAGCCAUCGUCAAAGCUUGUAUCUUUCCAGCCCGAUCAACUUCCCAACUCUCUACGUGGGGGAGGUCCCGAUUGUCAUGUCACCCUAGCGGCCUUCGAAGCAUGGGUCGAGUAUCAACUCACACCAUGGGUGAAUUCUGUCAUUGGUACUACUGUUGAUCUCCUUCCGCUGCGUCGUUUGGUGGAAGAAUAUUACAGUAUCGCAAGCCGAAUUUACCACAACGAUCCGAGGAGCAUAUCCAUCAUGUACCUCACGAUUCUGGAACUUUGGGUAGCUUGUGAUAGAUUGGCUUGCCAUAUGCACUCUCUGCUGAAUCAGUACGACCCGGAGAUUCCGGUUGACCAGUUCCAGCUAUUCCUGUUGCCGCUCAAAACCCAACUACAAAGGCUGGCCAUUAUCGAAGACCGUCUGCGAGCUCGGAAAGCACUUUGUCUUCGCAACGCUCCUUCUGUGUACAGGGAUUUUGGCAAGCCGCACUCGUUUGCUGUCAAGUACUUUGACCAGUCACCUUCUCAUCAGGCCCUCAAAGUCAGGAUAGAAAACGAGGCCGCCGAACGGCGGCAGGCGAAGCAGAAACAAUUGCUGGAGGAACAGGGACGAUAUCAGAGGCUUAUGGAGCAGCACAGUAACAUGGCAUGUCAAACCUAUAACUACCUCACGGAGGAUGGCCACCAAGAAGUUCGCCAUAAAGACAACUGUGAGAAAUGCCGCGUCGCGAAGGAGGCACAGGGAAUCGGAAUCCAGAUCUACGAAUGGCCUCUGCCCACGGAUGAGCACAGAGCUAAGGCGACAGUCUUUGAGCUGGCAGUUCCCGAGGCAUUUAGCAAUUGGCGCGACAUGUCCCUCUUUCUGCUCAAAGAUGUUCUGCGAUGCGACUACUUCAAUUCGAGCCGUCCCAGAUGCUCUUACCAGCUCCCCAGCGAUGGCGGCUUGUCCAAAUUCCUAUCCAACUCGUAUUCCGUCCGGCGCUUGGUUUUAUUAUCCCAAGUGAAACCUCACAGCGUCACUCAUCGCCGGGAAAGACAUGUCCAAUAUCUGCGCGAAAGUGACGUGUGUCUGCGAAAUGGGCUACAAUAUGAGUACUAUGACGAGCGCACGGUGACGUUUGCCGGUCGUAUGCACACUACGGAAGCGGUAUCGAGUAGUUGCAUGCAUAUUCUUCCGGGACGGUCUUCUGCUUUGCAGGCAUUUCUCUGUCGGUCGCCUUCGAUGCCAAAUGGCUUACCACCCAACCAGGUGAUCGCUAGUCAAUGUGCCUGUCCCAGUCAUAUGUCACUGGGCGAGUAUAAGUCCUUUUGCUCGAUUCCAUUGGGGAUCAACAUCCAAUACCUCAACAUACUAGCGCAACUGGCUAUGCCAACCAUCGACUUCGGCAAAGUGGAGACCCAGAUCCUUAUUGUUCAGACCAUCUUUCAAGCCGGUUUGCCAUCAGAGCAGGGAACCGUCGAACGCCAAGCACACAAUAUAUUGGUCGAUGAUGCCUUCGGCUCAUCCUUCAUAUCACAACUCGAAAAGGCAUUGCUAGGGAUCCAAGAGAACUGGGACCGCUGGAGAGCACUUGCGAACUUUAUUCAAUUGACGGUACGCCUCUUGACGUUCACAGGCUCCGCAGCAAUUGCAGCCCGUUGCUCCGAUCUUCUAGCGAAAGGUCGAAAAACAUGUCUUCUCUGGCUUGAUGCAAUCGCGAGCAGGAGGGAGGAGAUACGAGAUCCUAAGCAAAGGGCUCUGUUGGACUCAAGAGCAGUCGAGAUUGCACUUGUAGCUAUUAGCAGCCUUGAUCUGGAGCUGGAACAACUGCGUGCGACCCUGUCCGUCCCCGAAGCAGCAGUGACGUUGUUAUGUUGCUCUAUCACGGUGCAAGGAAAAAAUCCAUCCGCGUCGCCGGAGCAUGUUCACCUGCACGCCUCGAUGUUACAAUGUUGGCGCAAGUUGAUGUACCGUGCCUUGCCAAUAUUCCAGCGGUUGUGUUGUGAGACUGACGGCCUUACGGACGCCGUUCGGGCCUCUUGGCCAGGUUUUCAGCCAGAGGGAUGGACAACUGUUGAUGCCGAGAGAACGGACUGGCUUGUCACCAAAGCGAGAGGACCGGGCUCUUCCUGCAAGGUUGUUGUCCACUUCAAUCUUCUCACAGGCCAACUCCUCGUCAACGGAGUCCCUCUGUCACGCCUGCCCGAUGCGUAUACAUCUCAUCCAGUGUAUCAUCGAUUACUCGGCAAGGCAUCUAUCGAAGUGUUGCCUGUCAGCGAGUCUGCCUUCGUGUUCCAAGCAAGGCAUCCCUAUCGAGGCUGGAACCUCUUAUUCGGAAUGGAGAAGUCUAACUUGCUGGUGCGAAUCUGCCGUGACGGCCAUUCAUUUGACCUUUUGCCAACGGCUUUGUUCGAGCACAUCUUCCCUACAGUUUUCGCUCGAGACUUCGUACAUUGGUAUGAUCAAGGGAAAGACGAGAUUGAGUUCCGCCAUAUCGAUGAUCCAUGGCUUUCUUCUACGCAGCCUUGGUGUCUACGAAGGUCACACAAACGCAGUUGGCGCCUUUCUAGAGGAAACGAGCUCCUUGUCCAUUCGCUCAGCGCUACCGCUGCCAACCUUGCCAGAAUACUCUCACCGCUUGAAAGCACUGAAUUCAUUCAUGUGAUCGCUAACAGCUCCUCCAAAUCCGUGGCUGUUGAGUUACCACGCCUGCAGUUGAGCUUCUACUUCACGACCGGCAAGUCAUGCAUUUUUUCUCGGCAGUAUCGCGGAAUGAUCAUCGACAAUAACCAAACCAUGAAUACUUUGAUCGGAUUUACAAGCAGACUGCUUUUGAAACCUGAGAAUGGGAGCAAAGAUCGUGUAGUACUCAUCCCGGAGGGUGCUAUCAAAUACAGAGCCACUUCUGGAUAUACUUCUGUCUUUAUCCCUCCUCGAACGGCCAAGAAAGUCAGCGCAUAUCACCUGGAUGGUAUUCUGGGCAGAAUAAUAGAUAACGGUACUUUGCGCAGCAAGUUGGCGUUAGCGUACUUGCAUGCUCUCACUUCUUACUGUCUUCCCGACCCGUUCACGGGCUAUACUGGUGCGGAGGCAGCGCUGUCGAUACUGAAAUCCGGGGCCGUGAUGUCGUUCGAAACCCUCACAUUGGACGAAAUCCGACUGCUUGAGUCAAUCUCCAAGCUUACGCCCAGGAGAAGGUUUUACCCUCAGGACAAACGAGUGAUGCAGAGUAUCUCGUGGGACUCUCAACUAGCCUUCCUAUCUCAGCACUCUCUCUUUUUGCCCUCCGUACGAACCAUUGUUGAGAAAUUGUCCAAUGCCAGAUUUUUGUGUCCUGAUCAGGCGAAUCUUGAACCUAUGGACAUACAGCUCUGUGAGGAAGAAUUGUUGCAUCGCGACCUCAUACGAUCCUCUACUUUCCGUAUUGAUGGCUUUGGCGCUGAAUCGUUUACCACCGCCUUCGACAGACCAUACGCCGGUAGGGAUGCUGGUCAAGAUAAUGAGAGAGGUCGACGGUCUUUCUUAGCAGCACGCAUGCUACUUCGGCCUGAAGCUGCGCUCCACAGUCGGGUCCCGCCUUCGUUAAGUAGUAAGAUGUGGGACACUUAUCUGGAUAAUCGCACUGUCGAUACCCUUGCCGGGUUUGUCCCACCAUUGGACCUGUCUUUUGACGCAAAGUGGUUGAGAAAUCCUUCACUCUGGGUCAAAGAGCUCUGGUGCAAGCUUCACAUGUCUUUGAGCGCGUCUCCAACUCUACACAAUAGAUUUGAUAUUGCUAUGUGGCUUUCGACAGCUGCUUUUGCAAAGGAAGCCGACAUGGGGUUGAUCCAGUGUCUCAUGGCCUUCUACAGGAUUCGGAGUAUCUCGGACUGUGCCUUACGCAUUCCCGACGGGCCUUCAUGCGACUUGACCAAGGGAUGCCAACCAAAACAGUCUACCUUGAAAGAUCAACUGUCAUCAGCGGCUCGGACUUACGAAUCUUGGCACGAUGACAGUUAUCCCAGGGGACCUAACGAAUCCGUGAAACAGUACAACCAGCGUCGCAAAACUAUUUUCCAGAGCAAGCAAAAGCAAGUCAUUCAGUCCUUUGCGACUGCAUUGGAGAAGCAGUGGCCUUGCGGAACGCCUCAAACCCCAGAUGUGGCGUCAGCCUCGACAUUUCUGCAGGUCAGCAAGGCCAUGGAUAAGGUUCAACCUUGGUUUAGGGCAUGGUACGAGAAUCGGCAAUUAUCCCUCUACAUCAAGGAUGUUUUCAAGGCUCUAGCGGCUCAAAAAGUCCUUCCCGUGAUGCUGCCAAGUUGGCCGCCACCGAAACGCCCUGCAAAUACACCCUCCAGUCGAGAGCCCGAGCGAUACGUCACGAUAAAUCGUAUGUUUGCCAGGGCGAAGCCGCCCACUCUGAUUGAGUUCUGUCAUCGCCCCGACGUCCAGCUGCAAUCUCAAUCAAGCAUAGAAACGGCCUCUCCUUCAGGAUCAGCGUUCUCGAAACUGUGCGCAGAUCUAGGGAACCGCUGCAAAGCUAGAUUUGAGAAGGACUACAUCGUUGAUCUGGAGAGAAGUUUUCGAGCCCUGAACGCGUCGACAUCGCCUCAAAAUAGCUAUAUCGGUACAUCCGAGACAUAUCAGGUUCUCGAAAGCUACCGGGAAAACUGUCAGAGUCACUUGGCAACAGUAUACCAGCGUAUGAUAGAUGGACUUUUCGACGCGGUUGAUGCCACAUUUGCCGUACCUAAUAUCGCCUUCGGUUGCAAGGCUGGGGAGAGUUCCACCUCUAAUCGCCUAAUGUACAAAUACCACAUGCCCCGACUGUCGCCACAGGUACUUCUCCAGCAGCUUAAUCACACACACUGGGCCAGUGUCCCUGGUGAUUGGAGAGCGACGGUAAUCAAGUAUGGCCUGGCGGUUACCGAGCUCCAGCGUGCCCAUAGGCUCCAAUCGCUUGUCAACAGUCCUCUGGAUCUUGCAGAGGAAUUGCGCAAUAUUGGCCAUGAGAACUGGGACCCAGCCGAGUUUCCCGACACAUUAUUGCUUGAGGUCGAGAGCGGCAUCUUGGUACGUAAAGUUCAGGAAGAGAUAGCCCAGCAUAUGAGGAAGCCUCCGAACAACGGGAACGCCGUAAUGCAGCUUAACAUGGGCGAGGGCAAGUCUUCAGUUAUAGUACCGAUCGUAGCUGCAGCACUUGCAGAUGGGAAACGGUUGUUAAGGGUCCUCGUCGCGAAACCGCAAUUUAAGCAGAUGCGACAAAUGCUAGUCUCAAAACUGGGCGGGCUUCUGGGUCGACAGGCCUAUUACCUGCCUUUUUCACGGGCGCUGCACAUUUCUCAAGACGAAGCUCGAUCUAUCCGCCGACUGAUUGAGGACUGUGUGAUCAACAGAGGCGUAUUGCUUCUACAGCCAGAGCAAACUCUCUCUUUCCAGCUCAUGGGUAUUGAAUGUUUGCUUUCCGGCCGUGAGGAGACUGGUCGAUUAUUGAUGGAGACGCAACAUUUCUUGGAUACCAACUCACGAGACAUUGUUGACGAGAGCGAUGAAAACUUCAGCGUCAAAUUCGAACUCAUUUACACGAUGGGAACCCAGACGCCUAUUGACUUCAGUCCUGAUCGAUGGGGUAUCAUCCAUAGAGUCCUCGAGUUGGUCGCUCAUUUCGCUGGUGACAUCAAGAAACAAUUGCCAAAUUCGAUAGAACAUAUCCAAGGAGGUCGAGUUCGGAGGUUUCCAUUUGUCAGGAUUCUCAAGCGAGAUGCGGAUGAGCUACUUCUUGACAUGAUUGCAAAAGAAAUCUGCAAGUUCGGAAUGGUCGGUUUACCAAUCAUGCACCAACCAGAAUCGGUUCGCAUGUCAGUAUAUCGCUACAUCAGGGCACCUCAACUCACAAACGACGAAAUUCUCGCGGUGCAGGAGGGGCCAUUUUGGUCACAAUCGACAUCCAAUCCGCUCUUCUUGGUUCGGGGUCUCAUUGCGGGCGGAGUGCUGUCCUUUGUGCUGGGCACCAAGCGUUGGAGGGUUAACUUUGGUGUCGAUGAAGGACGAUGCCCACCUACCAAGCUUGCUGUACCUUUCCGCGCCAAGGACAGUCCAACACCUCGCUCCGAGUUCAGUCAUCCCGAUGUCGUGAUUUUUCUGACCUCACUGAGCUACUACUACAGUGGACUUUGCGACGACGACAUGUUCAACACUUUUACGCACUUGCUCAAAUCUGACCAAGCGAGCAGGGAAUACGCUGAAUGGGCACGUGCUAUACCGGACAUCCCUGAAGCUAUUCGUAACCUGAGCGGAGUCAACAUCAAAGACCGUGUUCAGUGUACUGAACAUGUUUUCCCAGCUCUACGCUACUCAACAGGAGUGAUAAACUACUUCCUCUCGCAUCUAGUCUUUCCUAAAGAGCUGAAGGAAUUUCCGCAUAAGCUGUCAGCAUCGGGCUGGGAUAUUGGGAAAGUCAAACCCUACCCGACCACCGGAUUUAGCGGGACAAAUGAUUCUCGGCAUCUCCUUCCCUUAAGUGUCCAGCAUCUUGAUAUCCCAUCACAAACGCAUACAAAUGCGCUUGUCUUGUCCUAUCUCCUGCAGAGUGAAAAUUCUGUCGAACUGCUUCAACCGCAAACACAAGCUGGGAUGUCGAGCGCCGAACAGCUGAUUUCGAAGGUCAACCAAAUACGACCGACGACGCGCGUUAUCCUUGAUGCUGGAGCUCAGAUCGUGGAGUUGACUAAUCAGGAGGUCGCAGAGAAGUGGCUUCACAUGAGUGAUCCAACGACGACUGAGGCAGUGGUAUAUGUCAAUGACAAUGAUGAUAUCACUGUAUUGGAGCGGAGUGGGAUCUCUGAACCAUUACAAACUUCUCCAUAUCUCGCCAAAAUCGACCGGUGUAUCAUCUAUCUCGAUGAUGCCCAUACACGGGGGAUUGAUCUGAAGCUCCCUCGGGAGUACCGCGCAGCAGUCACAUUGGGUACGAAAGUAACAAAAGAUAAGUUGGUUCAAGCGUGUAUGAGAAUGAGAAAGCUCGGAAAGGGACAGUCCGUCGUCUUUCUCGUACCUGAAGAGAUUCAAAUCAAGAUUUUUGAACAGAGAGGGCCUAGUGUUGCGGGCCCUGCCAGUAUCAGCGUCUCUGACGUCCUCUGCUGGGCCAUUUCCGAAACACUGGAUGAUCUAAGGACGAGCAUGCCCUUGUGGGCAGUCCAAGGUCGCAAUUUUGAGAAUCAUAAGGACAUCUUCAAGGAUGAGAACUGGACCAAAGAGGAGGCCCAGAAGUUUCUGGAGCCCGAAGCACAAUCCCUAGAAGCACGUUACCGCCCACAGGUGCAGAAUGGGUCGCAAGAAGACCACCUCUCUGGAUGGGACAUGAACAACGAGAAUAUCACCCGCAUUGUUCAUCGCUGCAAGGACUUCGAAGCAAUGGGCUUCCGCUCUGCAACUUUACAAGAAGAGCAGGAGCGCGAGCUCUCACCGGAAAUCGAAGCCGAGAGGCAGCUAGAGCGACCUCCAAGGAUGGAACCACAUGUUCACGAGAUUCACCGCGAUGUGCUCCGCUUGGUGAAGGAAGACCAUCUCGGUCAAAACUCUGGCGGCAUUUUACCAGCCUUCCGAUCGCUUUGCAAAGUCACAGCUGUCGCGUCAUUGGGAGACAUGCAUCAGUUCCCAGUCAACCUGUUAGUCACCGCCGACUAUGCACGAACAGUAAAGAGGAGGUCUUCCCUAGACAAGCUUGAUUCCUUUCAGCGCCCGGUGCAGUGGGUCCUUUCUGUUUGGGACAAGACUGACUCCGCGCUCCUCCCGAUACUGGUCAUAUUGAGCCCGUUCGAGGCCAACGGUCUGAUUGACGUUAUACGAAAUUCCCCGAGGGCAACGCUACAUUUGUACUCUCCACGUAUGAAUCUUGGCUAUCAGCCUCUUGAUGCGCUGGACUUGUACACUGUCGGUCGACCGCUUAUACCAGGAUCCUUGUCUCGAAACCUCGUUAUGCAGCUCAAUCUGUUUGCAGGGCAAUUGUACCUGCGGUCUUACCGCGAGUAUGUUGAGCUCUGCAAUUUUCUGGGUCUUAAUUGGCGUGAGGCGAAAGACGGACAGACUGUGAGCGCGGACGGCUUCAUCAUGCCACCCUGCGGUAUUUGGAAAUUGCGAACGAGUCCGGUGCAGUUCCUGAAGACCUUCAUCACGAAUGUGAGGAGGGAUUGCCAAAGUAUUGAAAAGACACAUGUGGGAAGGAUACUGGAGGGGAUGUUGUUGAAGGAGGGGGAUUUCGCCACGGAUUGAGAGGGUCGCGUCUUCUGCGACAUGCUUCAAGGGAUUAAUAGUGAGGUGGCUGGGAAACUCGUGAUGUCUCGAGAAUGAAGCGGAUAUGACUGUGAGAGGUAUCUCUGCGCCG